This is a messenger RNA of Amoebophrya sp. A25, 3184 nucleotides long. NCBI's taxonomy places the organism in Eukaryota, Dinophyceae, Syndiniales, Amoebophryaceae. The record is from the annotation of a GenBank genome assembly.
GGACGAUGCAGGUGAGGAGUGAGUCGCGCGGGGAGUAGCAAGCGAUUAUUGGAGGCACUUGUCUACUCUGAAGACGGGGGGUAAUGUAGUAAUUCAUCCGAAUUUGUGCUAUGCGACAAGACUAGAGAGAGAGAGAAAGAGAAUUUUCAUCCUGCACUGUCGAUGUCUCAUGAUCUGGAUCCCCUUCCUCCUUCUGAGGUCUGACUCCUCCACUCCGCGCGUCGAGAACUUCUCAACCAAGAAGAUUAUUCAAAAUGACGCUAGCUUCCUCCUCCACACCUGCUCAACAAUCAUCCUCUUCCACCGUUGUUCUUACCGCGGCUGCGUCCUAUCCGGAGGAUGAGGAGCCGCCCCAUCUUAUGCGACUCGAUCGGUCGCAAGUUGCCACUUUUAUGCAUGAGAUAUGCGAGCCUGGCUUUGGAAGCUACACGGCGUUGUUUCGGCGAUUGACGUUGCACUAUCUACUGUUUUGGGGUUUCACGGUCUUGAUCCCCUUCAUCGUCAUGGACAAUCACUCGUGUGGGACGACCGAAUACCUGGGCCUCGUGAGCCAUUUGAUUUUCCUCGUCCUUCUUUGUGGCUCUUUGCUGGAAGAAGUCGAUUGCGCUCUAUUGCUACUGAAGUCCAAGGGCGGAGGUGGAAAGGCUUCUUUGGAUUAUACUGGUAGUGAUGCUGGGGAUGCGACAAUUUUUGAGGCACGACGUGGUGGUGGCGGACGAUAUGCAGGGCUUGACGAGGAUAUCAACGAUUUUGAUGCCGACAUCGAGAACUCUGGUACUGCAGUCAGCUCCUCGUGUAGCAGAAUAUGCACUUGUUCUACGACUGGCGCAACCACGAUACUCUCAAAAACACAAUUCAAGCUGAAGAAACUCAAGGACUAUACAAGGAAAGCAGAUGAAGCUGAGUACCUCCGUGCAACAGAAAUGCCACAACGAGGACUAGCAGGAACAACGCCAACGACCACAAGCAAAACAAGUACUUCUGGUGCUGGUAGUUCGAAGCCUACUGUAAUCGGCUCACAGAGUCAUCUGGAGAUGAUGCAAAUGGGCGAGGUAAAAUGGAAAGAGAGUCCUAAAGGAAACAGCACGGAUCACGUUGUGAUAUCUUCUACCUCUAGCACAAGCACGGGCACAGCUUCUGGAACGAUUGCCGGCAGUAGUGCGUCCUCUUCUAGUUCCUCCUCUCGACCACCUCUCUCGCAACAAGGCGAAUCAACAUCUUCCACAUCUUCGACACCUGCGCCACAAAUGAUCACCAAAUACCUAAUCCGAUUACGGAAAUUCCAGCAUUGUUGUCUGGGGUUCUGUCACGACGUGUUCUUCGAGUCUUUGGUUUUUUACCACAAAGAGUACGAGAACCUUUACCUCCUCGCGAGGACCGCAGUGUGGCGGAUAGACGUUUACCUGGACCUAAUUUUCAUCAUAGUCGCGCGAAACUGUGGGAGUAACCUAUGGUGGCCUUCGCUGGCAGUGUUUUUAUGAGCACCAGGAAACAAUCUGUAAACCCUAACACACUUGACUUCCUUAGGCGUCGUUGAUGCUUCAUGGUGUCUACUUGUGCUUCCAACUAACACUAACAUGUUGAUGAAUUUGAAUGGUUCCGGUAUUUGGUAUAGCCUGAUUUUGAUCAUAAGGGAAAACGAGAAGAGAAUCCUUGUGAUCAAAUUCAGGCUAUACCAAACUUUCAGGCUAUACCAAACUAGCACUAACUACAUGCAACAUUGUUGAUGAUGCUCCUAGAACAACCUCCGUGUCAUCUUCGUGCCUAGCAUGGGUUUAGGGGGCCUCGCUAACAUGCGUGUCCGUCAACUUCCUCUUGCAGAUAUUUCUCCAUCUGCUGUUUGCAUUCACGGAUUGCGACGGUCAAUUGCCUAGGUGUAUGGGCUUCGUCCUCUUCGAUUUCGGCUUAGUGAACAAGGCGGUUCGGUUACGCUUACCGUUUAACUAUGACUCUAUAGCAGCUGGAAUAGGGGGACCGGGGAGUGGGAUGCUCACGCCGCAGAAGGUAGACUACUAGUUGUAAUUCUUGGAAUAUUCUUAUAAUAUAAUUGUCCCCUCCAGGACGAGAUGAACAAUAAUUAUCUUCCUUGCAAUCUAUCGACGAAGUGUCGUGCUUGUGCAGCAAAUCAAAUGUGUCGGAUCAAAAUCGAUGUUUGAAUUUGAAGAAAGACAUUUAGAUUCAGAAAUACCUUAUUCUUGGAAUAUAAUUCUUAUAAUUGUCCCCUCCAGAUCAUGAACAAUAAUUAUCUUCCUUGCAAUCUAUCACAUACAUAAGAUAUCAGUUCCAAGCUACGACCAUACGUACACCCACGAAUCACUCAGGUGUCCCACUGCAUCAUGGUGGAGAAGUGUUUCCUCGGUGACGUCGGCCAGAUUCUCAUCCAGACGAAGUUUCUACUUGACGUAACGACUCCAAACAACGGAUUUGUCUAUCUCAGCGUCUUCUGUUCUUACCUGAGUCUGUUGUUGAACCUGCUUCAACUAGUGACUGUAUUUUUACUGCAGUAUAGGGAAGCGCAGAGGGCGGCGCAGAGAUUACAUGCGCAAGUGAGGGAGUUGAACUGCUACGAGGAAACGUCGAUAGGUGCAACUUCAAAUGCGAAAAUGGAGAUGGACAAAAGCAUAAGUAGCAGCUCUCAAGUUCUUCAAAUAGUGGAAACAAGUAGUGCGGAAGAUGAUGGAAUUAUUCCAGGAAGUUUCAUCGAAGUAGAAGAGCAGAACAUGGCAGCUGGUGGAGGUGGAGCCGCAAAUGCGAUACCAGGGAGAGUACCAGAUUUGUUAAGCUGCUAGCAACAUCGGGAAUGAUCAAUGCUGCAUGCAGCCAACGACCACCUAUUGAUUCCACGCGCAUUUUUGCCAUAUCUGCGCUUCAAUUGGCGACGAAUCGAGGGCGGGGGCGCAGGAACGCGGAAAGCACCGCGGAAGACUCGCCAAGACUCGCAACGCGUUAAAGGGGCUCACUGAGAGCGAGAGGGCGAGUUCGAGGACUGUUGCGCUGAUAUCGGGAAUUUCCUCCACCUCACUCAGAUGUCACAGGGUUCGCCAGGACCGUUGUACUUCUCCUAAACACUACGACGCACCAGUGACGCUUGCCAUUGUAAGGCAUCACGAACAUCAGAGUGUCAUGUCUUCUGUUUCUGCUAGAGUGCUUGAGCUUUGAAAGCUUGUUGUUGGUUGUAGACGAU